Molecule: messenger RNA, 2371 nt
Organism: Centropristis striata (black sea bass)
Lineage: Eukaryota; Metazoa; Chordata; Actinopteri; Perciformes; Serranidae
Product: coiled-coil domain-containing protein 177
Exons: 1
Coding region: 139-1842 (567 amino acids)
Source: RefSeq, a predicted model, not a curated record
CUGGAAAGACGCAGCUAAUCCCUCCAUGACCUCUCUGUGCUGGAAAGCCGACAGAAUAUGCAGGGGAUGAACACGACAGCAGAAGCAAUUUUGAGCGCCUGAAAUCAGCAUCGAGGUAGUUUUAACUCUUGGUGAAACAUGGGGGAACUGCGACCCACGCCACCCAAGCCUCGUUUGGACCUGAACAACUUUGACUCGGCGGAAGCAGAGAGGAGUCGGUAUGUUUUAACGAGUCCCCGCUCGUUGGAGUCCUGUAAACGACUCGGUAUUAAACCUGUCGAACUUCUGAUAAAAUCGCUUAAUGAGCUGAUUGCAGAGCAGCAUGACGCGCCUUUUGAGACGAUGAGAGUUUUGCAUGAAUCCUACGAAAAGGAGAGAAUGAAGCUUUUACAAAUGUGCCGAGAGGAGAGGGAGAAGAUUAUCCAGGCAGGUGGGAACAGGUGGCCAGGCAAUAAUAAAGUGUCAGGCCUGGACGUGGUGCCUGACACUAAACUGAAGGAUCUCUCAAGGGACAGACAGACAACAGGGUCCAUCCAGUAUGCAGAUCUGUGCUUGAAAGUGAAAUCUGCCAGCAGGUCCUCAUGUUCUAACAGAGACCCAGACAGGAGCACAAUCAGCAGCUUCAGUCUGGGAGACCUCAGACACACCCCGGCUACAGAGAUGAAACUGAAGAGGCUCACCAGAGACAUUAAUAAGAAGAUGUGUGUCACAGUGUCAGAGAGAGACCGCAAGAUUGCUGCUCUCAUGUUGGUGAAGCACCAGGAGGAGCAGGCUGGCUUGAGGCUCAGUCAGCAGGUGGAACAGGAGCGACAGGAGGCCCACAGGCAGGAGGAGGCCCAGCGGGCUCAGGCGGAGAAAAAGAGGAGGAAGAAACUGAAGCGUAGCAUGCAACGCUGGCACCAGGAGCUAGAAGCCCGCAGAAGGCUGAGGGAGCGUCAGGAAAAAGAGAAAGCGGGACAGCUUGAGCUGGAGGUGCUGCUGCAAGAAGAUCGCUGCAGGAGGCUGAAAGAGGAGGUGGAAGGAGAACGCAGAGACAAGAUAAAGGCUGCUCAGAAACAGGCAGGGGGGCGCAAACACUACCAGGAGAAGCUGCUGAGAGAGAAAGAAGAGGUGGUGAAAAAGGAGCGAGAGAGGGAAAUGCUUGUAGCAGUAGAGAAGGAGCAGAAGGCCAGGAGGAGCAAAGUGCUUCAGGAGAAGAAGGAGAGGAAGAGGCUGCAGGAGGAAAAUCAAAGGGAGCUGCUACGACACAUCCUGCUGAAACGGCAGGUAGAGCAGCAGGUGGAGGAAGAGGCGGCACAGAUGAGGAGCACCCUCGAGAAGAAGCUGCAAGAUUCCUGCGAGAAACGUGCCCAGGCUGUAGAGGCACGGAUGAGGGAGCUGCAGGAGCGAUCAGCCCGGGAGAAGGAGCAGAUUCAGAGGACGCAGCUGAGGGCAGAGCUGCAAAGCUUCCAGCAGCUCACACACAAACAGAUCCUGGUGCAGCUGAGCCAGAGACGCACGGAGAGAGCAGCCCUGCACGCCUUGGCCCAGCAGAGGAACAGAGCUCAACAGACACAGCAAAACAACAAACACAGGCAGAUCUGCCACCAGAGGCUGAGAGAGAGGAUACAGAGAGAGGAGGAGGCAAUGAAGAAGGUCAGAGAGAGCUGCAUCUUCAUGAAGGACUGGAGGAGGGAGAGGCUGCGGAGACAGCGGGAGCAGAUACAGGAGGAGGCGCACAGGCUGGCUCGGGCCUCCUAUCACAUGAGGGAGAGAGUGAGGCAGCAGACACACAGGCGGACCUUUGAUCAGAUGGCUCUGGAGGCUCAGCUGACUGCCUCCAUGAGCCACAUGAAACUUUAAGAGGCUCACAGGCUUGAGUUCACAUCAGACAUCAACUAACUCGUUCAUCCAGAGCUGCAGGAAAAUGAGCGAAUUCAGAGAAAACAUUCCUCCUCAAAAGUAUAAUGACACCCUUAUCUGAGAUUGUGCCAUAUUACAAACUUCAUUAUACAUAGCAUAAAAGUUUGUUUCUUCCUUUCUUUUGUAAACAGUAAAUGAUCAUCCAUUCCUGUGAUUUAACUUUAGACUCUUAGGGUGCCUUGAGCUCUAGGUUUGGACCCUUUUCUUCACAGUAUAACCAGCUUCCAUAUAUAGUAACAUAAACAUAUCUGCUCUGUGAGCCACAGCACAGAAUUGUUUUACUUAGAUUAUGUAUCGAAACACAUGAUGAUCAUAUUGUUUCAACACAUGCAUUAAAUCGAACAGUUUGUAUUGUGUGAUCUGACUUGACACAAUGUAGUAUUACUGGAUGUAGGUAAAGUGGAAAAGUGGAAAAAGGUUUUCUGAGCAGUGAUGGUGAAGACUGCAGACCAGAGACUGAAGGGUUAAA